AUGAGAUAUUUGUCAGUUGUGUUCUCGCUCGCGGCGGCUUCUGCGCAAUUGGUAUCGAGUGCCGGCGAAAGUGCUGUCAUACCAGGCUGGUAUCUGCAGUCGACUGCGAACCUCCCGACUAACCUCAGCAGUCUGUCCCUUGCUGGUGCAAAUGUAAGUGAAUGGUAUCGGGUAUCAUACAGAGGCACCGUCGCGGCUGGUCUCAUCGAGAAUGGCGUCUACAAUGACACGGUGCUGUUCUUCAGCGACAAUCUUGAGACGUUGGUAGACUAUUCGGAAUUUGAAAUACCUUGGGUAUACCGGGAGGAGUUCAACAUCAGCACAGGCAAGGAUCAACACUACUGGCUCAACACCAAUGGUAUCACAUCUCGAGCAGAUAUCUAUGUCAAUGGGCAGACCGUCGCUACCAAUGACACACAGGUUGGCUCGUACGGAGGGCACCGAUACGAGAUCACUGACUAUCUCAAUGACGGCAACAAUUGCAUUCUGAUUACGGCCUAUCCUACAAAUUAUCUACGCGACUUCGCUAUGGGCUUUGUUGAUUGGAAUCCUUAUCCGUUCGAUAACGGCACAGGGGUUUGGCGAGAAGUUUCGAUCCGUCAGAGUGGUUCAGUAACAUUGUCAGCACCGAGAGUGACGACUGACUUCGAGCACACUUGGAAAGGGAGUGUCACUGCAGUUGUACGCGUAGAUGUUCUCAACAGCGCCAACGCCUCACAGAACGUGAUACUGGACACUGUGAUAGCGUCACCAGAUGGGCAGCAGUAUUUUGGCACAGCUAGCCAAACAAUCGGGCCCGGAGAGGAAAUGACGGUACCUAUGAUAGUCGCCAUACAUGAUCCUCAGGUAUGGUGGCCCGCCCAGUGGGGAUCCCAGCCACUAUACUCGCUGAAAGUCAACGCAACGGUCUCUGACGGGUCUCUAUCCGAUAUCGCAGAAACGCGAUCCUUUGGCAUCAGACACGUCACAUCCUACCGGAAUGGCUACAACGACACUGCAUUCCUCGUCAACGGCUACCCUUUUCUUGUACUCGGAGCCGGAUACUCAGCAGAUAUCUUCUACCGAUUCGACACUGAUCGAGCUCGGAAGCAGCUCCAGCUCGUUCUGGACAUGGGCCUGAACACGAUCCGCUUGGAAGGCAAGCAGGAACAUCCGGAAUUAUAUGAGCUCGCAGACGAAAUGGGAGUGUUUAUCAUGGCAGGCUGGGAGUGCUGCGACAAGUGGGAAGGAUGGGAGUACAACGAUGAAGCAGACGGAGUGAAAUGGACGGAUCCAGAUUAUGCUGUUGCCAAUGCGUCUAUGCUGCACGAGGCUGCUGCUAUGCAGUCUCAUCCGAGCUUCCUAGCAUUUCUUGUGGGCUCGGAUUUCUGGCCGGACGAUCGCGCGACGCAGAUCUAUGUGGACGCCUUGAACCAAUAUGACUGGCCGAACCCUAUCAUCGCAUCUGCUGCAGAGCGUGGCUAUCCUGACCUGCUCGGCAUUUCUGGCAUGAAGAUGGAUGGCCCAUAUGACUGGGUGCCGAACAAUUACUGGUGGUAUGAUGAAUUGGGCGCCGCCUUCGGCUUCGGCUCUGAGCUUGGGUCAGGCGUAGGAACGCCAGAGAUGGGGUCAUUGACUAAGUUCUUGUCCGAACGAGAUCUGGAUGAUAUGUGGCAGGAGCCAGACAUGGGUCUCUACCACAUGUCCACGAACGUCUCUAGCUUCUACGAUAGAUCGAUCUACAACGAGGCGCUCUACAACAAAUAUGGCGCGCCGAAGAGCCUCGAAGACUACCUCUUGAAAGCUCAGAUCAUGGAUUACGAGGCGACUCGAUCACAAUUCGAGGCAUUCGCAGCUCGCAAGACUGACACUAGGCCCGCUACUGGCAUGAUAUAUUGGAUGCUUCAGGGCGCCUGGCCAAAUCUACAUUGGCAGCUCUUCGACUACUAUUUGGCAGCAGCGGGCUCCUACUAUGGCACUAAAGUUGGUACCAGACCAGAACACGUUGUUUAUGGUUACAAAGACUCCAGCAUAUACGUGGUCAGCCACGCCCUAAACUCAACAGGCAGUCGAAAUGUGACCGUCGAUCUGAUCAGCCUGAAUGGCUCAACUUUGAUUCACGCAGACCUGUCCAUGGACGCAUUCCCCAAUUCGGCGCAUCUGCUUGACUACGUCAACGCCACCAACGAGAUCGAAGAUGUGGCUUUCCUCAAAUUGGUGCUCAGUGGUGGAGCGGAUGUUGAGUUUAGUCGCAACGUGUACUGGAUCACGGCGCAAAACGAUGUCAUGAAUUGGACGAAUAGCUCCUGGUUCAGCACGCCAGUGACUGAGUAUGCUGAUCUCAGUGCACUCUUCAGUAUGCCGAAUGCUUCGAUCGGUGUCAGUAUGGGCGACAGCGCUCAUACUGACAACAUUACUGCCGCUGAGGUGAUACUCGAGAAUCAAUCUGAGAUUCCAGCUUGGUUCAUUCGUCUGGUGUUGGUUGAUACCAACGGGAAAGAAGUCUUGCCCGCUUUGUGGUCGGACAACUAUGUCACGUUGUUCCCGAACGAGACCCUCAAGCUGGACGUUAGUUGGAACAGCUCCCUAUCAGCGGAACAGAUCUGGGUCUCUGGUGGCAAUGUCGCUGCUCAGAAUGUGAGCAUCGGGAGCAGCAGCAGGAGACGCUUAUAA
Messenger RNA from Cyphellophora attinorum, 2652 nucleotides. Its product is annotated as Exo-beta-D-glucosaminidase. Gene Ontology annotation, biological process: carbohydrate metabolic process. The transcript is spliced from 3 exons. The record is from RefSeq and is a predicted model, not a curated record. Bases 1 to 2652 code for a protein of 883 amino acids. Gene Ontology annotation, molecular function: hydrolase activity, hydrolyzing O-glycosyl compounds. NCBI's taxonomy places the organism in Eukaryota, Fungi, Ascomycota, Eurotiomycetes, Chaetothyriales, Cyphellophoraceae.